Messenger RNA from Amoebophrya sp. A25, 738 nucleotides. Lineage: Eukaryota; Dinophyceae; Syndiniales; Amoebophryaceae. The record is from the annotation of a GenBank genome assembly.
UCUGAGUCAGAAGCGCCCGGUGGCAGGGCAACUAGUACGACGGCCAGUAAAGAGUCGGUCUCAUCGAGCGCGCGUCAAGGGGGAGAGUCGUCGGAAGGCAAGAGCAACGUGCUCGGACAAGGUAGCUUCGGCACGGUGGUGAAGGUGCAGCAUCGGCUGACAAAAGGUAUCUACGCACUGAAAACAAUGAAGAUUAAGGACGUGCAAGAGGGACGAAUGGCUUCCCAUGUGGAGCGCGAGAUCGAAGUACAACGAACGAUGCUCCACGAGAACUUGUUGAGAUUACAUGCUUACUUCCAGGAUGAAUCCUCGAUCAACAUGGUCCUCGAAUACUGCCCCAGGGGAGAACUGUAACAAAGUCGUGGUGCUAUUUAUUAUUUGGUUUUACACGUGUGGUUCUGCUCUACUCCCUAUAAUUCAAGAAAUAUCCGAUGGAUAUCCUUUCCUUUAGAUUUUGUUCCCACGACGCAUCGGCACCACAUUCUGCACGAUCAUAGGUAUCAAAUUUUGAAGAGCGCGAAUUUCUUUGACGAACCUCGGGCAUGUCGGUAUUUCCGACAUGUUUCGGCGGGUCUGCAGCACUUGCAUGCAGCGGGUAUUAUGCAUCGCGACUUGAAGCCGGAGAAUUUACUAGUCAGUCAUGAUGACGUAGUCAAGAUCUGCGAUUUCGGUUGGUGCGCCUAUUUUGUGCGGACCGACACAGACACCGUCACGGGCAAACAGAGUAUGGCUAGGUGA